AUGUCGAAGCAACAACAACAACGCCAAUACAACGACGCUAACUUUGUUGUUGAGGAUAAGAAUGAUCCUCAUCGUGUCUUUGGAUACCGCGAGGGCGAGACCCAAAAUGCCAAUUACAAUGAAGCAGAUAAUGCCUAUGUCCCUGCUGACCAACGACAGGAUAACAUUCAUUCGGAUUUCUGGAGUGCCGACAAUCAAGAUGAAGAACGCAAUGAUCCAGCAGUAUUUAGCCAAAACCAAAGUGACCCUGAUCGACAUGUUGCUGCCGAAGUUGCUCAAAGCCAUAACAUGGGUCGGUCCAAGGAAUCACGUAUGAAGAGCGCUCAACGUGCCAGUGACACUUACCAGGAAGCUACAGGCAAUCCACUCGAGAUUGAUAAGCAGGGACGUGUUGUCGAAGAGUAA
Lichtheimia ornata is the source of this 405-nucleotide messenger RNA. RefSeq lists its product as uncharacterized. The transcript is spliced from 4 exons. The record is from RefSeq and is a predicted model, not a curated record. Bases 1 to 405 code for a protein of 134 amino acids. NCBI's taxonomy places the organism in Eukaryota, Fungi, Mucoromycota, Mucoromycetes, Mucorales, Lichtheimiaceae.